This is a messenger RNA of Lathyrus oleraceus (garden pea), 973 nucleotides long. RefSeq lists its product as uncharacterized. Gene Ontology annotation, cellular component: exosome (RNase complex); nucleolus. The transcript has 5 exons. NCBI's taxonomy places the organism in Eukaryota, Viridiplantae, Streptophyta, Magnoliopsida, Fabales, Fabaceae. Gene Ontology annotation, molecular function: DNA binding; RNA binding. Gene Ontology annotation, biological process: regulation of gene expression; maturation of 5.8S rRNA. Bases 95 to 655 code for a protein of 186 amino acids. The record is from RefSeq and is a predicted model, not a curated record.
ACUUGUCAUUAGUCAUUUCCUCUAAAGAGGAAAAAGUGAGGAGAGGAUCCAAAUCCGAAAUAAAAUUCUGAGAAUAAUUUGCAAUAGAAAGAGAAUGGUGAAACCAAAUGAAGUAGAAGGAGUAGCCGUACCUGAAUCAACAAUAGAACUACUCAACCGUACUUUAUACGACAUUGAGCAACUCGAACCCCAAUUGCCCCAAUUUCUCUCCCUCUCAGACCCUGAUUACCUCUCCCAACUCCCACUCCUUCGACGUGCUCAGUCUCUCAUCUCCCUCGCAAAACUCACUUCAACUCUCUUCUCAUUGAAGUUGAAGUGUAGAGGAAUUAACCCAAAUGACCACCCUUUCAAAUUUGAGCUUGAUAGGGUUAGUGUGUGCCAAAAUAGACUGGAACGCCUUCCCAAUUUCAGUGAAGCUGAGUGGCAGGAUAUGGUGGAGGAAAAUCUGAACUAUCAUGAGCAGACUGGUCAAAAGAGGAAGUAUCCAUCAUCUGAAGAACAACCUGAUCAAUAUGAUUCCAAGGAGUUUCUGGAGAAAUCAACAGGGGAGCUUCUUGAUGGUGGUAAUAGUGGAAGUAGUAUUAUUAAGAAAUCAAUAAUAGUUGACUUAUCCGAUGAUGAUGAUGACGACGACGAUGAUGAUGAGUAUAUGUGAGUGAACAGCAAGGAGCGCAGUGUUCAUGGGAGGGAAUGAUUUUGAUGUGUUUCUGCGUCAUAGUUGCUUUUCCAUGCUUUUGAAUGACUCAUCCAUUUUUGGCAAUAGAAAUCGAGGGCACGGCAACAUGUCUCUAAGCAGCGAUAUAUCAAAGUUGUAAUGCAUGUAUAGAUUCAAUCUUGAUGUGUGACAGACAUGCUAUAAAUUGUUGUUUGGAAGGAUAAAUUGUUUCUGCGUCGUAGGAUACUAAGAUUUUAACUCAACUAUGUACAUGUAUGGAUUUAAUGUUAGAUGAUGAUGUUCUUGUUUGAUUACAAA